UGGUCACCCACUGCAACCGGGUCCCAUAUCCCUCUGCAGGAAUCGUUUUUUCCCCGUACGCAUCCCGUUCGGCUCAGCUCUCCUGCGGCGAUCGAUUGCAUCACGCAUCGCAGAGGCCACCACCACACUCGCGUCGGCGCGGCACAGAUCAGAUCCCGUCCCCGGCGGCCAUGGCCGAGCGCUUCGACCUCCAGAGCAGGCACGGCAAGUCCCGCGUCCGCGUGUCCCGCGUGUGGCGCCGCCCCGCCGCGGCCGGCGGCCACCUCUUCGUCGAGUGGAGUGUCGCCGUGAGCGUCGUCUCCGACUGCCUCCCCUCCUACACCUCCGACGACAACUCCGCCAUCGUCGCCACCGAUUCAAUCAAGAACACCGUGUAUGUGAAGGCCAAGGAGUGCACGGAGGUUGUCUCCAUGGAGGAAUUCGCGGUUAUCCUUGGAAGGCAUUUCACCUCCUUGUACCCUCAGGUCUCAGAGGCUUCGGUGUCAAUCGUGGAGCGCCCAUGGGAGCGUGUGGUUGUCGAUGGGAAACCUCAUUCACAUGGGUUCAAACUUGGUGCUGAAAAGCACAGCACAGAGGUCACCGUGAAGAAGUCUGGAAGCCUGCUUAUAAAUUCUGGGAUACUAGGGUACUCACUGUUAAAGACCACUCAGUCUGGAUUUGAAGGAUUCGUGAGGGACCGCUACACACUUCUUCCAGAAACAAGAGAAAGAAUUGUAGCAACAGAAGUAACUGCUUGGUGGAGGUAUCCAUUCGAACAUAUUUCCCAGCUCCCAUCAAAGCCAUUUUGCUUCACACAAAGAUACCAGGAUGUAAAGAAAGUUCUCGCAGACACAUUCUUUGGUCCUCCUGACGUUGGAGUGUAUAGUCCAUCGGUGCAGAAUACAUUAUACCUCAUGGCUAAAGAAGUUCUUACCAGGUUCCCAGACAUAUCAUCUGUUCAGCUUAGGAUGCCGAACCUCCACUUUCUACCUGUGAACUUAUCAGGCAAAGAAAAUCCAGGAUUGGUGAAGUUUGCUGAUGAUGUGUACAUGCCCACUGAUGAACCACAUGGAACCAUUGAAGCAACGUUGAGCCGUGCCAACUCAAAGUUGUAACUUCUUUUUUUUUUCCUUUGUUGUGAGGAAAAACUGUAACUUCAAUCGGGGAGGUGGCAAAGCUCAUGAUUUGAUUUUGGUUUCUUCAAGGUAAAAGAUCUGCAAUAAACAGCGACAGGAAAAAAAAAAGCUAGCACAACCCCAUGUUAAAAGGAAAUAAGUAAACUUUGCGUGUGUUCAGCUAAACGACUUCCACCAUUGUAAAUGUUGUACACAGUACACUGUUUGUUUCGUUGUAUGAAAUCUGCAAUAUACCUUCUACUUUCCUCA
This is a messenger RNA of Brachypodium distachyon (stiff brome), 1364 nucleotides long. Its product is annotated as uricase. The record is from RefSeq and is a predicted model, not a curated record. NCBI's taxonomy places the organism in Eukaryota, Viridiplantae, Streptophyta, Magnoliopsida, Poales, Poaceae. Bases 171 to 1094 code for a protein of 307 amino acids. Gene Ontology annotation, biological process: urate catabolic process; purine nucleobase catabolic process. Gene Ontology annotation, molecular function: urate oxidase activity. Gene Ontology annotation, cellular component: peroxisome. The transcript has 8 exons.